Poecilia latipinna (sailfin molly) is the source of this 2636-nucleotide messenger RNA. RefSeq names its product homeobox C4a (gene hoxc4a). Bases 912 to 1724 code for a protein of 270 amino acids. Gene Ontology annotation, cellular component: nucleus; nucleoplasm. NCBI's taxonomy places the organism in Eukaryota, Metazoa, Chordata, Actinopteri, Cyprinodontiformes, Poeciliidae. Gene Ontology annotation, biological process: embryonic skeletal system morphogenesis; positive regulation of transcription by RNA polymerase II; anterior/posterior pattern specification. Gene Ontology annotation, molecular function: DNA-binding transcription factor activity, RNA polymerase II-specific; RNA polymerase II cis-regulatory region sequence-specific DNA binding. The record is from RefSeq and is a predicted model, not a curated record. The transcript is spliced from 2 exons.
UGGGAUAAAACAGGAAAAAUCACACUGUCAGUUUGGCAAUAUUUAAGACAAAAAAAAAAAUCAAUAACUACUGAUAUGACUGAUAUGACACACUUAUAUCAUGACAGUUUUCAGUCACAUCUUGCAGUUCUUUAAGAUGAUCUAUAAACGUCUUAAAUUUAACCUCCUGAAACUUUCAGAGUGAGUGUUAUAUGUUAUUAGAGGCAUUUGCAUGUAUGGAAGCUCAGAGGUUAGAUUUGGUCUUGAUCUUAAGUAAAGGAUUACUACGAAAUGUCAAAACAAAUAAAACAUGGUCAAGGCAUGUUCUUUCAGGGAACAACUAAUUAGAAAGUGAAAUGAAUUGUUUUUAUUUUCAGAAAGGUCCAGCUAUCAGCUGUAAUGUCGGUUUGUCAGUUUGCCAGCUGAACUAAUACUGAUAAAAAAAAAGAAGUGCCUUCAUUAAUUUGCAAAUAACCUUUAUGCAAAGUGUGCAAGCUAAUAAAAUGAUUGGUUUUCUAUUGUUGUUCUUUAUCCUUGGCCAACCAUUCUCCCUUUGAAUAAUUGGUAGCCAUGGAUUUUGCCUGUUUUAUUUUAUUUUUUUUCCUUGGUCAGCAGCUACUAGUUUUGUCCCCAAGAUCAAUUACCUUGGUAACAAAACCAGAGAGAGGGAGGCAGGGGGAAGAUGAGGGAAGAAGGAGGGAUAAAGAGACACGAGCGGACAGUGAGAGAGAGAGAGCGCUUUGUGCCCACAAUGGCGACUGUAGGUAUGCUAAAUACCUCUGGUUCCUUAUCCGGGAACUACCUCUUCCUCUGCUAUUGGGCCACUGGGUCACGUGGUUAAAGUAACUUUACAGGGCUGCUCGCAAGUAGGAGGGCUUUAUGGAGCAGAAAAACGACAAAGCUAGAAAAAUUAUUUUCCACUCCAGAAAUUAAUGAUCAUGAGCUCGUAUUUGAUGGAGUCUAACUACAUUGAUCCGAAAUUUCCUCCAUGCGAGGAAUAUUCGCAAAACAACUACAUCCCCGAGCACAGUCCAGAAUAUUACAGCCGCGCAAGGGACACUGGCUACCAGCAUCACCACCAGGAGUUAUACCCUCCUCCGCGGGCGAGCUACCAAGAGCGCCAGUAUAACUGUGCAAGCAUCCCCGAGCCCGACACGCCGCGGGGACACGGAAUACCCCACUCCGCGCACCUGCUGACGGGAAAGGGCCAGCCUGCGUCAUGUGAGACCCCACAGUUGUCCAUGUCCCCCGCCACCCCGCCGGCCGCAGCCUCCGCCUGCAACCAAGCCACCCCGGAGCAUCCCAACAGCACAGUCUCCUCCAAACAGCCCGUGGUCUACCCGUGGAUGAAGAAAAUUCACGUCAGCACUGUGAACUCUGGUUACAAUGGGACAGAGCCAAAGCGGUCUAGAACAGCUUACACCCGGCAGCAGGUCUUGGAAUUGGAGAAGGAAUUCCACUAUAACCGGUAUUUAACCCGACGGAGGCGCAUUGAGAUCGCGCACACCCUGGUGCUCUCCGAGCGGCAGAUUAAAAUCUGGUUUCAGAACCGCAGGAUGAAAUGGAAAAAGGAUCACAGGCUGCCGAACACCAAAGUGAGAUCCUCCUCCUCUUCCUCGUCCUCCUCCUCCGGGUCCAACACAGGCUCUGCGGCCGGCGGAGUCGCCGCUGUCUCGGCCACCAGCACUGGGGCCCCCGACGAACUCACAGGAGCACAGCAUGGCGAGGAUAUUACCAGGUUAUAAAACCACGAACCAUCCAGCUGGGGUACACGGAGAACUUGUUAUUUAUAGAACAAUGAUAUAUUUUGUUUUCGUAGCUAUCUUGUGCGGUUUCCUUUAAGUCCAAAGUUAUAUAAAAAAAAAUGCAUGUUAUAUAGCAUGGAUUACUGCGAAUACCGAUGGUUUAUUUUUUACGUGAAACAGGGUUUAAUUUAUUUGAAGUUCAGUUAUCCUGGUGUUUUUUUUAUUAAAAUGAAGGAGUGAAACUAGAAAAAAAAAUAUACAUUUUAUCGAAAUGUUAUUGUGGGCCAAUUUUUUGCCCAGCUGCCCAAGGUAAAAUGCACAAUCUAUUUAUUUCAAACAACACUGGAAGGAUAUCACUAUAAUAAUAAUAAUUAUUUUGGUAUAUUAAAAAAAAAGCUUGAACACAGCAUUGGUUCUGAACAUGUAUGUUUAGAAUAACAACAAUGUGUGAAUUUACCUCGUGUAUUUCAGAAACGGGAUUUUGAUCUGCAUUUUUAGUUCUUUGUUUUUCUUUUUAAUUAUUAUUAUUAUUUGUGGUGUUGAUGUUGUGUUUAGACCGUUACAAAGCAGACUAUUGUGAAAUGCAAUAAACGGAGUUUAGUGUACUUGUGCUAAUCAUAUUGGUCAAUAAAAACGGUGAGUGUCUACUAGUUUUACAUACGUAUGCUCGACGUUCAUUUUUGCUAAGACGAGGUCUGCUAUAGGAGGAUGUUUAAAAACUGUACAGAUGUGUAAAUACUCAACAGGACCACUGUUUUCUGACUUCUUUUUUCCCCCUGCGCCCUUAAAUUAGCAACAUGAUGUGUGUGUGCGUCUGUGUGUGUGUGUGUGUGUGCGUGUGUAUGUGUGCUUGUGUGUUUGUGUCCAGCCUUCCUUGUAAUAGAAUGAAGCUGUUUCCAAAAAAAAAAUAUG